UGGCAGGGAUCGGCAUCGCUCGCCAUUAAUUGUCACCGAAAGAGGUGCCUAUUGAACCUGCAGCAGCCCUGAACAUCGGACCUUGCGCGAUAUAUUGGGGCGGGGGCAAUCUCCAGAAAAGGCUUCCGCCAGAACGGGCAGCCUGCCUGCCUCAAGCGGGCUACGCGGCUGGGCCCCUUCUGCCUUUCCUGGAGCGCCGCCUGCCUUUCUAGCUCCCUCUCCUCCGCCUCCUUGACCCAAGAGGAGGAGGAGGAGGAGAAGGAGAGCUGGGAGGUGGAGCAGGGCUACGGGGCGGAGCAGGGCGGGCUGGCUGGCUGGCGGCGGCCACGGUCGGUUAGGUCUCCCCCGCCGCAGCAGCUGCACACGCGCCCCCCACCCGCCGUCUCCGCUUUCGUCUCCUUCCAGUGACCUCGAGAGUUGUCAGCCAUGAGCAAUCCUUUUGCACAUCUUGUGGAGCCACUGGACCCCAGCCAGCCAACAAAGACAUUUUUCAACUUGAACUGCUUGAAAGACCCAAGAUAUGCACGCUUGCCAUAUUCUAUCAGAGUCUUGCUGGAGUCAGCAGUCCGCAGUUGCGAUGAGUUCCUGGUGAAGAAGGCCGAUGUUGAAAACAUCCUAAAUUGGAAUGUGAUGCAGCACAAGAACAUUGAAGUGCCGUUUAAGCCUGCACGAGUUAUUCUACAAGACUUUACAGGUGUCCCCGCAGUGGUUGAUUUUGCUGCUAUGCGUGAUGCUGUGAAGGUAUUGGGAGGUGACCCGGAAAAAAUCAACCCCAUCUGUCCUGCAGAUUUAGUUAUUGAUCAUUCCAUCCAAGUAGAUUUUAACAGAAGGCCUGACAGUUUACAGAAAAAUCAAGACCUGGAGUUUGAAAGGAACAAAGAAAGAUUUGAGUUCUUGAAGUGGGGUUCUCAAGCCUUCCAGAACAUGAGAAUCAUUCCCCCAGGCUCUGGGAUUGUCCAUCAAGUGAAUUUAGAGUACUUAGCACGAGUUGUCUUUGAUCAGCAUGGAUACUAUUACCCGGACAGCGUGGUGGGCACUGAUUCACAUACCACAAUGAUUAAUGGCUUAGGAGUGCUUGGCUGGGGUGUUGGUGGCAUUGAAGCAGAAGCAGUGAUGUUGGGCCAGCCAAUCAGCAUGGUGCUUCCUGAAGUGAUUGGUUACAAAUUGAUAGGAAAUCCGAAUCCGCUUGUCACAUCUACAGAUAUAGUGCUUACAGUUACCAAGCACCUACGCCAGGUUGGGGUUGUGGGCAAAUUUGUAGAGUUCUUUGGGCCCGGGGUAACUCACCUGUCUAUUGCCGAUCGAGCCACCAUUGCCAACAUGUGCCCAGAGUAUGGAGCUACUGCAGCCUUCUUCCCUGUUGAUGAAGUUAGCAUCAAGUACCUGGUUCAAACAGGCCGUGAUGAAGAGAAGAUUACAUUUAUAAGAAAAUACCUUGAGGCUGCAGGAAUGUUUAGAGAUUUCAGCAACUCUUCUCAGGAUCCAGCUUUUACUCAGAUUGUAGAGUUGGAUUUGCAAACGGUUGUGCCUUGCUGUAGUGGCCCUAAAAGACCACAGGACAAAGUAAUAGUCUCUGAAAUGAAGAAGGACUUUGAGACCAGCUUGGGAGCUAAGCAAGGGUUUAAAGGCUUUCAAAUUGCUCCUGAGCAUCACAGCAACCUUGUGAAAUUUGUUUACAGUAACAAGGAGUUUGAACUGACUCAUGGGUCAGUUGUGAUUGCUGCCAUUACCAGCUGUACCAACACUAGCAAUCCUUCUGUUAUGCUAGGAGCCGGAUUGCUUGCAAAGAAAGCUGUGGAGGCUGGCCUGACUGUGAAGCCAUACAUUAAAACUAGCUUGUCCCCUGGAAGCGGAGUAGUCACUUACUAUCUGAGAGAGAGUGGAGUUAUGCCUUACCUUGCUCAGCUAGGGUUUGAUGUGGUGGGUUAUGGAUGUAUGACAUGCAUUGGUAACAGUGGACCUCUGCCAGAACCAGUUGUUGAAGCCAUUGCCCAGGGAGACCUUGUAGCUGUGGGUGUGCUGUCUGGAAACAGGAACUUUGAGGGCCGUGUCCAUCCAAAUACUCGUGCCAAUUAUCUGGCCUCUCCGCCAUUGGUAAUAGCCUAUGCCAUUGCAGGCACCGUAAGGAUUGACUUUGAGAAGGAGCCUCUAGGUGUAAAUGCUCAAGGGAAGAAGGUCUUUCUAAAAGACAUUUGGCCCAUGAGAGACGAGAUCCAAACUGUUGAACGCCAGUAUGUCAUUCCAGGGAUGUUUAAAGAGGUCUACCAGAAAAUAGAGACAGUAAACAAAGCUUGGAAUGCACUAGAUGUCUCGUCAGACAAGCUGUAUGCUUGGAAUCCAAAAUCCACAUAUAUUAAAUCUCCCCCAUUUUUUGAAAAUUUGACUCUGGAACUUCCACCUCCUAAAUCUAUAAUUGAUGCCUAUGUCCUGCUAAACCUUGGAGAUUCUGUGACUACUGAUCACAUAUCUCCAGCUGGGAAUAUAGCAAGAAACAGCCCAGCUGCCCGUUAUUUAACCAGCAGAGGUUUAACUCCUAGAGAUUUCAACUCUUAUGGCUCACGCCGGGGUAACGAUGCUGUCAUGGCUAGAGGAACAUUUGCAAACAUACGCUUACUGAACAAAUUUCUCAACAAACAGGCCCCUCAAACCAUACACUUCCCUUCUGAAGAAACCCUUGAUGUGUUUGACGCUUCGGAGCGGUACCAGCAAGCAGGCCACCCGCUCAUUGUGCUGGCUGGUAAGGAGUAUGGUUCAGGAAGCUCCCGGGACUGGGCUGCUAAAGGGCCUUUUCUGCUGGGCAUCAAAGCAGUUCUUGCAGAGAGUUAUGAGCGGAUUCACCGCAGUAAUCUGGUAGGAAUGGGGGUGAUUCCUCUGCAGUAUUUGCCAGGCCAAGAUGCUGACAGCCUGGGCCUGACGGGGCGCGAACGUUAUACAGUCGUCGUUCCUGAUGAGCUAAUGCCUGGAAUGAAUGUCCAAGUCAAGCUGGAUACAGGGAAAGCCUUCCAAGCCAUAAUGAGGUUUGACACAGAUGUGGAGCUCACUUAUUUCCGUAAUGGUGGCAUCUUGAACUAUAUGAUUCGUAAAAUGGCAUCCUAGUCCCACAUUGUGAUUGAGCCAGUGUCUAAUCACUAGGAAACCUGCCUUUUUGUAACCAGAGAAAUGCACAGUAAUAAAGGAAAAAUUAGUGUCUAAAACCAGAAGUGAAUUAAGUAUAUGUGGGGUUGUAUUAUUUGAGGGGAUGUUUACACUAUUAGAAUGAGUCUAGGCACCUUGCCCACUGAGCCAAUCUGGUAUUGUGUGUAUGAAAUUCAUCCUGCCUACAAUACCUUAUUUCAUCAAUCUAUUUUGUAUGUGUAGGUGGAAUGAUAUUUUUUAUAAUUGUGACACAAUAAAUGAAAUCCAGACAUCA
Molecule: messenger RNA, 3409 nt
Organism: Hemicordylus capensis (graceful crag lizard)
Lineage: Eukaryota; Metazoa; Chordata; Lepidosauria; Squamata; Cordylidae
Gene: ACO1
Product: aconitase 1
Exons: 21
Coding region: 427-3096 (889 amino acids)
Biological process (GO): tricarboxylic acid cycle; citrate metabolic process
Cellular component (GO): mitochondrion; cytosol
Molecular function (GO): iron-responsive element binding; aconitate hydratase activity; 4 iron, 4 sulfur cluster binding
Source: RefSeq, a predicted model, not a curated record